AUGAAUAAAGGUUUACUUUUAUGUUCGUCCUUCCAAUUGGCUGCAAAGAGCUCCAUGGGUCGCAAAAACUCCUCAAGCCAGCUUCCGAUCGAUCACUUUCGUCGUGCCAUCGGCGAUAAUCAACGUAGAAGACAAGUGGAUCAGGUCGUGCGCAUGAAAACCAGUACAGACAAGAAAAAUAAAAAUAAGCAAGUGGAAAACUUCGUCUGGACGUUCACGAUGUCAUUAUUUUUUGGAAUGAUCGUUUCCGUUUUCAUCAUCGCAGCGAUAAAAUGCAUUUAUGGCUUUCCCGCAGAUGCUCCGCUGCAUUUGUUUAUCGGAAGUGUACAGCGUUUUGGUCUUUCAGGGCAUUCGUCUAUCUCGAGAAUGGAGUGGGAUGAUGUCGAAACUAAUGGGCUUCUACAGCCGUUUGAGACAUCUGUCAUAGCUGCCCUUGUGGAACUUCGUCAAAAGCACUGGAAGGAAUGCACUAACGUGAUUAACAAUUUUGAAUCAGGUUUGAACCGUGUCAAUUUAGAAAAGGCUGAUUUGCUUAAAGAACUGGAGAAGUGCAAUUGUAUGAUCGAGGGAAAAGAGUUGGAAAUACUUGGCUUGCGGCGUCAGUUGAAGAGUCUGCAUAUGACCAAGACUUUCUGCAAAAAAUGCUACUGUGAAGUUGUGGCUCCGGAAAUUCAGGCAGAUAAGAUUCCAACUGAAUUAAACAAUCCUAGGAAACGAACAAGAUUCAAUUUAUCAAUCUCUUCGUCAUUGGAGUCAUCGGCAAAUGAUCUAACUCCCCCGGGGGCCACGUCUGCUUUUUUGCAUCGCCAACCGUCGGAGAAGCGUCUCUGUCUUGCAACCACGAAUGGUCAGUUGGCUGUCAACCUUAAUAGGUCGAAAUCGAAAGAGACAAACGAAGGAUCAAACAUUCUCGUUGCUGAAACGCAGGACGAUUUCUCUCCCCCUGCGUUCGAUACGCUUUUAGCCAACGAAAAUUCACAAUCAACAAAAACACUGAUAGAUGGCACCACGGUUGAUAAUUCACUCGAUCAAUUUGUGGAUAUUAAACCUGAACACGUUACUUCAGUCGAUGACUCUCAGCAUGAUGGAAAGGACAGUGACCUGGUUUCCCACCGUCCUAUCGGACUGGCAACAUUCAGUCCUCCCUCUCAGUUGUUUGAUGCCUCUCUGGCCCUUCGUAGAGCGGUAAAUCAUCUGGAUUUGGCCAAUUAUGAGCCAUCAACUAUUGCUCCUCUGCCUCCUAUACGAUCGAAACAGUUCAAAUUCAAAAACGGCGCGCAAAAGGUCCAUUCCUCGCGCCGGGCGCACAAACGCACAUGUCGUCAUUACCAACCGCAGUCACGGGAGGUGGAGGUUCCGAAAGGCAGGCCUAAACCCAUCGUUGCAACCGAUAUGCUGAGCGAUGCGACUGGGGCCGACUUGACCUUUCCCUCAAUCUCCGCUGUAGCCCUGGCCACUGACGUUCCUUCUUGUGCUCCUCCUGCAAAGUCCUUGAUGCUGCCGCCUCCUCCACCGCCUCCUGAUGCAUAUUCGACCAGGAUCACUAGAAGAAUGUCGAAGAAACCGUCAGUAGAUGUCUUGCCUUCCGUGGGGCGCUCUCCUACCCGUGAAAGGAACAUCGAAACUCAAUUGAAUGAGUCUCAAGACUAUCAGUCGAAUAACGACGUUGGCGACCCCGAUGUACCUGAACCAAUGGCGGCCACAUCGGGCGUACCUCAGGUCCGCCAGACCGUUAGGUAUUCACGAGAAGACAUUGAAAAGUGUUUACGCGGACCAGAGUCUCAUCAGCACAGCAUUGGUAACGCCGCUGUCGCUCUCCCAUCGACUCCCGAUGGUUAUUGGAGUGUUGGAAAUCCGGACGCCGUGUCACCCGGGCCGGGCGUCGUGCAGCCGGCAGGGGAAUUAGCGGUGCGCAGGUUGCGUCGCCGGCGUCCCCUCGAGUUCCCAAAACCCCCCACUUAA
Molecule: messenger RNA, 1962 nt
Organism: Echinococcus granulosus
Lineage: Eukaryota; Metazoa; Platyhelminthes; Cestoda; Cyclophyllidea; Taeniidae
Exons: 15
Coding region: 1-1962 (653 amino acids)
Source: RefSeq, a predicted model, not a curated record